AUGAUAAACGUCAGAGAACGUGUGGUUACGGAAACAUGGUUGGAAACGGUAUUGAAAGAAUGUCACGUCGUGACAGACUCAUCGACUAAUGGAAACGAUUCAAAAAACGUUCGACUCAACGUAAAUUCGUUUAAAAUAGGAAAAGGAAGUGAAAAUUCCGAAUCCGUUCUAAGCGAAUUAAUUGCCGCGUCGAUAAAUUAUCAAAUAGAGGGUGGGGGAGAGGAAAAAUCUUUGGAUUUGAUAAUAAAACUUUUACCGUUGGAUCCAUUCAGCAGGUAUUUCGUCACCGAAGCCGAAUUCGAUUUGAGAGAAAUUAAAUUUUACACGGAGGUCGUACCGGAUUUGAUGAAAUUUCAAAAGGACGUGAUACGCAACGAUGAGGAUUUGAUAAAGUUACCAGUUCCAAAAUGUUACCUGGGUAAACACGUGCCGUUUGACGUGUCACAAACGGGGCCGGAUUCGGACGACGAAAUCAACGAAUCGAUAAUCGUUCUGGAAGAUUUAAAAAAGCAAGGAUACCAAAGCACUCCGUUUAAAAACGGUUUGACUUUGGAACAAGCGAAAGCCUCUUUCGUCGCCAUAUCUAAAAUACACAGUCUGUCUUUGGCAAUGAAGUUGCGAGAGAGAAAAAACCUAAAGGAAAAAUACGAUUUCCUAUUUCAAACGGAAAAAACAUCUUUGUCUUAUCAGCAACUCAUGGAAAGGGGAUUCCCGCAACUCAUACUCUUUCUCGAAAGCAAAAGCGACAUGAAAGACGUCAUCGGGUGUUUGCACGAAAUCAGACCCAAAAUAAAACACCUGAUUGAAGUUUUACUCGCUCCGAAACAAACCAUAUCCCUCAUAACUCACACGGAUUUUUGGAGCAAUAAUUUUCUCUUUAAGAAAAACGAAUGCGCCAUAUUGGAUUGGCAAAUGGUGACUUGCAGUCAACCCACGAACGAUUUAGCAUUGCUCAUCAUAAGUUCUCUGACGUCGAAAACGCGUAGAGAAAACGCGGACAAACUCCUGGAAUGCUAUUGGGAAAACUUCGUGGAAAAUUUGAAAAGAUUAAACGUCGAUGCGAGCCGAGAUUUAAAUUACGGCCUCAGCGAUUUGUUUGCGGAUUACAAAAGGUCACAACUCCUCGCUUUGCUCCUGUGCAUAGGAAGCAUCGACGUGGCAUUGAAAGAUUCAGACAUCGAAGAAAGGCUCAUAGACGUACUCAUUGAUUUACACAAAGAUGGAAUUUUAUCACCCGAAUUUGUUAACAACCUUUGA
Molecule: messenger RNA, 1257 nt
Organism: Pediculus humanus corporis (human body louse)
Lineage: Eukaryota; Metazoa; Arthropoda; Insecta; Psocodea; Pediculidae
Exons: 4
Coding region: 1-1257 (418 amino acids)
Source: RefSeq, a predicted model, not a curated record